AUGCAGCCGCAUCUCAAGGAUCGAUUAGUUGAGCUUCAACUCUGUCUCGAGGCACUGCCAACAGAGAUUCCCAUUCCAAAGGAGUCCAAGUACAAUUUCUCCAACUUCGGCCCGGAUGCUGAUUGGACUACAGCGACUCAGAGUUGGAUGUCACUGACCCCGAGGAUAUAUCUGAAGAUGGCUCAAAAAAAAGCGGAUUCUUUUGACGGCGAGGCUUUUGAUGCUGCCAGUAUCAUCAAUCUUGACUCCACGACGCUAGCUGAUGUGCUUGCUGACAAAGAUUUGGCACCCGCAGCACCGAAGAACACUGUCACUCUUCUGCUGGCAAGCACUUUGGUGCAAGAGAAGGCCUUGACCGAAGCAGACUGGGACAUGACAUAG
Suillus subaureus is the source of this 381-nucleotide messenger RNA. RefSeq lists its product as uncharacterized. Bases 1 to 381 code for a protein of 126 amino acids. NCBI's taxonomy places the organism in Eukaryota, Fungi, Basidiomycota, Agaricomycetes, Boletales, Suillaceae. The record is from RefSeq and is a predicted model, not a curated record. The transcript has a single exon.